UGGCGUCGGGCGGGGUUUCCCUCUGGAGCUCAUUUGCGCGCAAUCUUAUCGAUCAAUCGGGGCUGCUAUUGGGCGACUUAUACCUUCUUCUCACCAAACCCUAGGGAGCUCAGACCGACACCGGAUACCAGCACCCACGCCGACACCCACGCCGACACCCACACCCGCGCCCGCGCCCGCGCCCGUUGCAAAGCUGCCGCCGUGACACGAGACACUCGGGCGCCAACCAGCGAUCUCGCGACGGAACCGCCAUGGACGGGCCGGAUCUUUCAAAGAGCAUAUCGCUCCAUCCGCAUCCCUUUAAGACUCAAUCCGACUCGGCCAGCCGCCUGGCGAAGCCGCAGUCGCCCCGCCCUCCCAUGUCGAGAGGCGGCGCCAGCACAGCGGUGGAGACCACAGAGGGCGGCGAUGACGCGGCAGUCGCCAGGCACCCUUCGGUGGCGGCAGGUGAUGUCGAGGUCGAGAGCCAGCGCGCGGGUCGGUUCCCCCUUGUCGGCGCCGGAAACGACCCCUACGGCCUUUCCCAGCGAUACAAAACGGCCUCGCAGCUGGCCGAGAUCAAAGCGAACACGUCCAGGAAGCGCGACGCCGCUCACCAGGGCCCGGGUGUCUCCGCCAAGGCGUCAAGGGCCAGUAGGCUGUCCAAGUAUGUCAAGCCGUUUGGGCGCAAAGCGACUACGGCACGCCGCCUAGAGGGCUUCUACCUGGCCCAGAACGAAACCAUUGAGCGGCUGCUCAAGAGCGUAGAGGAGCACCGCGCCGACGCGCGCCAGGAGCAAGGCGAGGACCACCUCAAGUUCAAGAUCGCCGUAUGGGGCUCCCUCGCCGCCAACAUCAUCCUGACCGCCCUACAACUCUACGCCGCCGUCUCGUCCGGCUCGCUCUCUCUCUUCACCACCAUGGCCGACGCCAUUUUCGACCCGCUCUCCAACAUAACGCUCAUUCUCACCAACCGCGCCGUCCGCCGCGUCGACCCCGCCCGCUUUCCCUCGGGGAAGGCUCGCCUGGAGACGGUCGGAAACAUUGUCUUCUGCUUCCUCAUGACGGCCGUGUCGCUCAUCAUCAUCGCCUUCGCCGCCCGUGAUCUCUCGGAGCAACAUGGAGAUCUCAAGCGCUUCCACAUUCCGUCCAUCAUCUCGGUCUGCGCCGCCUUCGGUACCAAGCUGAGCCUCUUCCUCUACACCUGGUCCAUCAAGGGGAAGUACUCGCAGGUGCGCAUCCUCUGGCAGGACCAUCGCAAUGACCUGCUCGUCAACGGCUUCGGUAUCCUCACGUCGGUGGGCGGCAGCAAGCUGGUGUGGUGGCUGGACCCGGCGGGCGCCAUCUUUCUGAGCGUCGUCAUCUCGUCGCUCUGGCUGCGCACCGCCUUCACCGAGUUCCUCCUCCUCGUCGGCGUCGUCGCCCCCGUCGAGAUCCAGCAGCUCAUCACCUACGUCUGCGUGACCCACUCGCCCGCCAUCCGCCAGAUCGACACGGUGCGCGUCUACCACUCCGGCCCGCGCCUGAUCGCCGAGGUCGACGUCGUCAUGCACCCGGACGCCACCCUCCAGGAGACCCACGACGUCGCCGAGGAGCUGCAGGUAAAGCUGGAGCGCCUGCCGGAUGUAGAGAGGGCCUACGUGCAUGUCGACUACGAGACGACGCAUAAGCCGGAGCAUGCUUUCAAGAAGGAUCUUUGAGAGGCAGCUGGCGUGAAGGUGCUAUGAGCUUAUGCUGCGAAGACCCAUGAUGAGAUGCAUAUCUGAGAUAUGCCGGGUCUUGUGUAUGAU
This is a messenger RNA of Thermothelomyces thermophilus ATCC 42464, 1769 nucleotides long. RefSeq lists its product as uncharacterized. Gene Ontology annotation, cellular component: membrane. Gene Ontology annotation, biological process: transmembrane transport; monoatomic cation transport. Lineage: Eukaryota; Fungi; Ascomycota; Sordariomycetes; Sordariales; Chaetomiaceae. The coding region runs from base 252 to 1679 and encodes 475 amino acids. The transcript has a single exon. Gene Ontology annotation, molecular function: monoatomic cation transmembrane transporter activity. The record is from RefSeq and is a predicted model, not a curated record.